UACAGAACCUUCAAAUAGUACAAAAGAUCUGUCUGGCAUGAAUGAGUACAGAGAUCCUGUAUAUAUUUCAUUGGAUUCUGGAUUGUUUGCAGUGCAAGAAAUUAAGAAGGGAGAUGAAGUUAUUAUAUCAAUUACCCCAGUAACCAUAAAAACUGGCAAUGAUCAACAGACUGUAAAUAAAGAUGAAGUUAUAUAUGUAGCUGAGCGCUUGGGGUGUUCAACUCAACAAGAAAUGAACAGUACAAUUCAACAAAAGUUGGACAGCCCCAUUGAAAUAACACAAGGAUUCGAUUUUGAUGAUGAAGACCUUGAUGAGCAGCAUGAUAAAAAUGAUCCUGAUUAUGUCCCGUCUUCAGAAGAACAAUUAUCAGACAAAUCCUUAGAAGAUGAAUUUAUUCAUAGUCUAAACAAGAUACAUAAUGAUGAGGAUUGUGUUGCCAGAGACUCAGAUACUAGUAUGGAAGAUGAACAUGGGGAAGCAUCUAACAUCCUACAUUGGCCUGCCUUGGAAAAAAAGUCACCUAACAGUAUACAAGAAAACAAGGUUAUCAGAGAUGUAAGCAACCCUGGCAGUUAUGUACGAAAGGUACAAAAAAGUAAAAAGGCAAGUAAGGCUCAGAUGAAGUCUAAAAAAGCUGAGAAUGAAAGAGUAUAUGAUAAUUUUCACAGCUGUCUAUUUUGUGGAGGUAUGAGACAACACAUAAGCUCACACAUGUAUGUGCACAAAAACAUACCUAAAGUGAAAGAAAUACUGGCAAAAGAAAAAAAAGAUUUUUCAAAACUCCGAAAACAAGGUGACAAUAAGCACAAUAAAAAGGUGGUUGAAGAAGGAAAAGGGGAGCUUAUUCUUUCAAGGAGACCAGAAUCAAAUGCUGUGGUAUUUGAUAGUAGUCAAUAUGGGCCGUGCAUUAAUUGUUAUGAAUGGUUACUGUUUAAAAACAUGAAAAGACAUUUAGAGGCCUGUACAAUGCAAACUGUGACAAUGAGUAGAAGACAGAUUGUAAUUAUGUCUCAAGUGGAAGCAGGGGUUUUAAGCACUAAACCCUCAAAUCUCAUGCUCAAUGAGGUUUUCCCAAGCAUGAUAAUUGACAAAGUUUCAGAAGUUGCCAAAAAAGAUGAAACUAUUGUUGCAUUAGGGGAAAGCUGGUUAAGACGAUCUAUUGAUAAUCGGGAAAAAAGACGCUAUUAUACCUCACAACAUAUGAGGCUGAUGGGAAAGAUGUUGCUUGAACUUCGCUCACUAGAAGGUGAAGAUGAGAAAGACUUUGAAUAUUACCUUCAUCCCAGUAGAUUUGACAUGCUUGUAGGAGCUGCUUUACAAUGCUGUCUCCCAUACAUGGAUGACAUGGAGGAGCUAAAAGCUCCAAGUAAUGGUAUAAAGAUAAAAUAUGAUUUACGAAGAAUGAUAACCGCUAGAUGGGCAAUUACAGUUAAGAAAGAUGUUCACUCAUUAUGUGCGAAAGAAUUAAAGACUUGCCUAGAAUUGAUAAAAAUGGAGUGGGGUGAGAGAAUAACAAAGUUGGCUAGAUCAGUACUGGUUAGAAGAAGUUUUCAAGUAAAGCAUGAUCUUCCGUCCCCAGAAGAUAUAAGAAAACUUACCAGCUAUUUAAUAGGAUGUCUUAAGGCUGUGGACCUUAAGGAGGAAAACUACAGCAGAAUUGUUCAGCUUUCCCAGACCAGAAUACUCAUGUAUAACAAAAGAAGAAGUGGUGAAGUUGAUGCCAUCAGUCUCAACAGUUAUGCCAGCAAGACAAAAGAUAUUGAUGAUUUGGACGAAUCUCUUGUUGGAGAACUAAGCAAAGUGGAACUUCAUCUUUUAAAAAGUCAGGACUUAAUGAAAGUCCGGGGAAAGGGUAACCGCCCAGUACCUGUAUUGAUACCUGCUGACCUAAAGGGACCACUUGAUUUCCUAGCUUCGAGUUCUGUUAGAAAACAAGCAGGAAUUCCAGAAGCUAAUUGCUACCUUUUUCCUGUUGUAUCUAAAAAAUCUGGAUUAAACCCAGCUAGAUCUUAUGAAUCAUUAAAGAAGACUUGUACAGAAUGCUCUCUUGCUGCCCCUAACCGAAUAACAAGCGUUUCCAUGAGGAAGUACACUGCUACUCUCACUCAGAUGCUGAAUCUUGAUGGAAACCAGUUGGAAUGGGUUUGUCGACACUUGGGACACAGUGCAAAUGUACACAAGACCCACUAUCGCCAGAUGUCUGGUUUUAUUGAAAGAGUUCAUGUUUCUAAGUUAAUGUUGGUGCAGGACAUGAAUCUGACAAAGAAAUAUGCUGGGAAGAAACUGGAAGACAUUGACAUAACAGGUAGUUAUCUGCUUCUCAUUGUAUUCACAAAAGGUAUAGAACUUAAGGGAGCGACCAUUAGAUUCAUUGGGGGUGGGGAGGCAUAUAUUGGAUAAAAAUAUUCUGUUCCUUAAAACCUGUUACAGGUUGCAUUUCUGUAAAUAUUGACAAUGCAAUUUCCCAUAGGAACUCUUU
This is a messenger RNA of Mytilus californianus (California mussel), 2480 nucleotides long. RefSeq lists its product as uncharacterized. The record is from RefSeq and is a predicted model, not a curated record. NCBI's taxonomy places the organism in Eukaryota, Metazoa, Mollusca, Bivalvia, Mytilida, Mytilidae. Gene Ontology annotation, molecular function: DNA binding. The coding region runs from base 38 to 2401 and encodes 787 amino acids. The transcript is spliced from 5 exons.